AUAACUACCAGAGUACUGCUUUGGUAAAAGGCACUCGCCUAGAUUGGUACCGUUGUUGUUCCUUCGCCCCAUGAACCCUACAUUGAUGCUCGCUCAGCCAUAGAGAGACUCGUUGCCCACCAUGAGUGCUUCGCCCUCAAUAUCUCCAAACGACUCACAAGUGUCGACCAUCAUUGCCGUCGUUAGCUGCGUCGUCUUCGUGGCUUUCCUCGCUGUGGCUUUGCGGGUCUAUGCCAGGGCCGUCUUAAUCUCACAGUUUGGCAUGGACGAUUAUGCCAGCAUCGUUUCCUUUGUGUUCGUUUUUAUCUGCGGAUUUUUUGUUGCAUGGAAUACGAGGUUUGGCUUCGGUACGCACGUCGACUUUCUCACAGAGGAGCAGAUCCAGGCGUACUUGAAGACAUUCUACAUCUCGGUAGUAUUCUACAACAUAGCUAUGGGAGCUAUCAAGACAACCUUCCUGCUGCAGUACUACCGAGUCUUCGCUCGCCCGAUGGUCAGAAAUGUCAUCAUCGCCGCCGGAGUCGUCAUAGGUGGAUGGAGCACGUCCCAGAUCUUCCUCGCUAUUUUCGCCUGCACCCCAGUGUCCGCCUUCUGGACCGGCGAGGGCACUUGCAUAGACAACCUCCCGGCUUGGUAUGUCAACGCUGCCGGCAACAUCAUCACCGACUUGAUUGUCCUCAUUCUACCUCUGCCCAUCAUCCUCUUGGGCGUCUUUUGCCUGGGUUUCUUCACCUGUGCCAUCUCCUUUGUUCGUAUUCGCUUCCUCAAGCUGUCGCAGGACUUUACGUGGACGAACGUGGAGGCUGCUGCUUGGUCUAUCAGUGAGCUCUGCUCCGCCCUGACAUGUGUCUGCUUGCCAACGCUCCGGCCUCUCAUUUCCCACCACUUCCCUGGGCUCCUCAGCAGCCGUGGGACUUCAUCACAAAAGACGCCUUACCCCAACCCGGGGUCUGGGGCUGCCAGCACGGGGCCUGGUGAACUCGGACCUGGUGACCGAUCGAGACGCACCUUACAGAGGACUGAGAGCAACGACGAACUGUACGGCACGCUCUUUAGCCUGACGCGCUCCGAUUCAAGCCUAGAGGGUCAACAUGACAGCGUGCCGUCCGCGUCAUCCAAGGGGAUGGACAGGUUCCGGCCGGAUCGCAAUCUCGCAAAGGUCACGACAUGCAUCAUUGGGAGCCAGAGCUGGCCCCAAGGCGGGAAGCGGAUACAUGAGAGCUCCAUCGAGAUUGAACUCGAGAUAACGCAGGCCGUCUCUCAGGAGACUCAAAAUAAAGAUUUCUCUUAGCAAUCCUUAGUUCCCAGGUAAAUCCAGGUGGGAAAGUGAUGUAUGACCUUGUGGUGGUGUAACUACUAAUGGCAUGUAAAAGUCUGAGCGGUGACUGACCCAGCCAUUGAUGUAAUAGACCCGGCUUUCAACUAAGGAAAUAGGUAGGAAUUGCUAAAAUAGUAACAGCAGUUUUGGGGGGCAGGGCUGCUAUCUCAAAGACCUGGCCUGGAAUGACCAUAGGUUCUGAAGUUGUAACCGCCAU
Molecule: messenger RNA, 1535 nt
Organism: Ilyonectria robusta
Lineage: Eukaryota; Fungi; Ascomycota; Sordariomycetes; Hypocreales; Nectriaceae
Exons: 6
Coding region: 122-1291 (389 amino acids)
Source: RefSeq, a predicted model, not a curated record